Ochotona curzoniae (black-lipped pika) is the source of this 711-nucleotide messenger RNA. RefSeq names its product family with sequence similarity 167 member A (gene FAM167A). Lineage: Eukaryota; Metazoa; Chordata; Mammalia; Lagomorpha; Ochotonidae. The coding region runs from base 1 to 651 and encodes 216 amino acids. The record is from RefSeq and is a predicted model, not a curated record. The transcript has 2 exons.
AUGUCUGUGCCCCAAAUCCAAGUGGAAGAAGUGGGUGGCAAGGAGGGGCCAACAGGACCAGCUGCACCCCCUGACGACCACCUCCGGAGCCUGAAGGCCCUCACAGAGAAGCUGAAGCUGGAGACGCGCAGGCCGUCCUACCAGGAGUGGCAGGCCAAGCUGGAGGAACACGCGUGGCCUUUCCCCAGACCGUCUGCGGAGCAGGAGACCAGCUUGGAGCAGGGGGAGCUGGCCCGGGACGAGCGCCUGUCCCCACAGGCGGAGUCCAGGCAGCAGCCCACCUCCUCUGAGGGUGCGGGACAGGCUGGAGAUGCGCCCCUGGCCACUAGCAAGCUGGAAGGUUUUCAAAGUAUUGAUGAAGCCUUAGCCUGGCUCAGGAAGGAGCUGACAGAGAUGCGCCUGCAGGACCAGCAGCUGGCCAGGCAGCUCAUGCGCCUACGCGGGGACAUCAACAAGCUGAAGAUUGAGCAGACCUGCCGUCUCCACCGCAGGAUGCUUAACGACGCCACUUACGAGCUGGAGGAGCGGGAUGAGCUGGCCGACCUCUUCUGCGACUCACCCCUGGCCUCCUCCUUCAGUCUCUCCACCCCGCUCAAGCUCAUCGGGGUCACCAAGAUGAACAUCAACUCCCGGAGGUUCUCCCUAUGUUGAGAGGCCCCGGAAGGCACUGGAGGAGCCAGGACAUAGCGCUUGGGAGGGCGCUGAUGCUGA